AUUUGAAAUCCCCGUUUCUCAACAGAGACUCACGUCGCACCAGCUCUUUGUCCUUACACCACUGUUUUCAACGAUUCCCUUUCAUACAUAGAAGAAAAAAAAAAAAUGCUUCGCAGCGUUGAGAAGAUGACCAUCACUUCCCCUCAUGAAUGGCCACACCAGAUAUCAGUAGCUGAAGAAGCUGCAGCCGCUGCGAUGCCGUCAUCGACCGCCAAGAUCAUGGAGAAACAAGGCCAAGAUCAGGCACUCAAGUGCCCGCGCUGCGAUUCAUCCAACACCAAGUUCUGCUACUACAACAACUACAGCCUCUCUCAGCCUCGCCACUUCUGCAAGGCCUGUAAGCGCUACUGGACUCGUGGGGGGACCCUCCGGAAUGUUCCCGUCGGCGGAGGGUGUAGAAAGAACAAGCGAGUCAAGAAGCCCGCUUCGUCAGAUCCACCGUCGUCGCUUCCUCCACCACCACCUCCUCCUCCCCCUCAGAUCCACGUCUCCAGCGCUCCAAAUGGCAUAAAUCCUGCCUUCUAUGGCCUACCAAACGCUCCUCCAGACAUUAAUCUCGCGUUGCCGAGGCUACUUUCAAGAUUAGCAGGUCCAAAUGCAGAAAACAUGCCGAUAUCUCACUCCGGCUAUGAUCUCCAACCUCACUUUAAUUCCAUGUGGUUGAAUUUUCAGCCAUCAGCUACAACUAGUAGCGCACUCACCGACGAUUAUCGAGCUGGGUAUAACCCAACCCAGAUCCAAGAUCCAGUCUCUUCACCUUCUCAUUUGCCAGAUUAUUCUCUUCUCGGAUCAUCUACUUCUUCAGCUGCUGCAUCUCUAAUCACUUCCAGCUUUCAGCAGCAGAAGCUUGGUUUGGGUUCCAAAGACACCCAAUCCAUUAACGACUUCCAGGUCUUCUUGCCCUUUGAAGACCUACAAAUGGCAGCAACCAACGGGAAUUCUGGGAUUAUGAAGGGAAUCAAAAUGGAAGAAGAGAGCAAUGUGAUGAGCAACAAGGCCAAAUGGCAUAUUCCUUGCGAUAAUCCUUUGGAAUCAGUCGGAAUGGAUUCAUCUGCUUAUUGGAACACAAGCAUGGUUGGUGGGUGGCCCGACAUUUCCAGCUACGGAUCAUCAAUUACACCCAUGAUCUAGUACAGGUUCUAUUUAUCAUCCGAUCCACCCUUCCUCCUUGUAUUAGGUUAGGCUAAAAUACAAGUUCAAGCGUCGAGGCUCGGAUUCUUUUUUUUUUUUUUUUUGGUAACAUAUCGACUGGGAAGUGAUUGAAAUUGGAUCUUAACAAAGACUAAGGUAGGAAAGGAAUUUGGAUCGGAGAGAUCAUGUCGGUUGCAAACAUCAACGGCGCGCAGCCCAUUUUUGUCUGGCAGCACGGCAAGAAACCGUUUGCUCCGAGAGGAACCUCCGAUCCAUUUAAACUUUUCCCCUUCAACUUCACUUGUUGAAGGGCUUACUUUGAGAGAAGAAUCAUUGAAGAAGAAGACGGCGACGUUUCCCAGUCUAGUAAGUUAGCUUUUUAAUUGUAUAUAUAUGCAUGACAUACCCUUUUCAUAUCUAAUGUAUUUGUUAUGUAGGUGAUUGGGUUUAUUGGGGGGGUUUACAUGGAUAGGAGAUAGGUGUUGGAGCUUUUUAGGGGACUAAUAAGCUGUUUUUUUAUCUUCUCGUUUGGGGUUUUGUGGUAAGGGCUUUGGUGUAAUAAUAUCUUUGUAGGGUGAGAUUUGAUUUUCUGUAAUGUGGGUGUUUGGGUCUGUCAUUGUUCUAAGUUUCUUAACCUUGUUUUUCUUCAGAUUGUAUAAGAGAGAUUGGUUGGUUUUCAUUA
Messenger RNA from Magnolia sinica, 1813 nucleotides. RefSeq names its product dof zinc finger protein DOF1.4-like. The record is from RefSeq and is a predicted model, not a curated record. The transcript has 2 exons. Gene Ontology annotation, molecular function: DNA binding; DNA-binding transcription factor activity. NCBI's taxonomy places the organism in Eukaryota, Viridiplantae, Streptophyta, Magnoliopsida, Magnoliales, Magnoliaceae. The coding region runs from base 106 to 1131 and encodes 341 amino acids. Gene Ontology annotation, biological process: regulation of DNA-templated transcription.